UGACUGAGAUCAACAACCAUAAGAAAUACCAACAUAUGUCGAGGAAUACCAACAUAAUGUAUAAGUUGUUUCUGCACAAUUUCAGAAUUAUGUAUCGGUUAAAGGAAGAAAGCGAUUUUCAAUCAGUUGUUGGAGUAUUUCAUCUGUUGUUACAGGUGUUCAUAUAAAAUGGAAAACCCAACCAGUGGUUACAGCUGUUAUAUAGGUACAGAUAGCACUAUUCAUACAUGUAAAGACACUAAUGUAACAAAGAGGGAACCUCCAGUGUGGCUCACCUUCAUUGGAAUAUUCUUCAGUCCUAGAGUUAUGACAGCUGCACUUAAGUUUGGUUUGGCAGCGUGUCUUAUGAAUCGCUUUGAACGACUUGGGUUUGUAAUAAUGUUGCUGUGUUUAGCUUUGUACUAACCCAAUGACGUAGACAAAUCGAUGUUGCCUGUUUCAUUUCCUUUUCCUUUCGUAUGUGAUGAGAGCAUAUUCAUUUUGUCAAGUUUGGAAGUUGUCCUUUUUUAGUUGUUUGUGAGGUGACUCUAAAUCGACUGUAUUUGUUCAUUAAAUGAAAGAUACUGUUAAUAUGUUUCGUUUAAUUAAUAAGAAAAUCGUGGGAAAUUACCACAAUUCUGUGUUGUCAAUGAGACAAAUGUUAAAUAUAAGUGGCAUAAAACUGAACAGUGCUUCAAGAAUUAACAAAUAUGUAACACAAGUUGGAAGUUUGAGCAUUACAAAUGCAGUACUUCAAAAUGGGCUCAAAGUGUCGUUUGAGGCGCAAAAGAAGUUGUUUCAUGUGACAGCUAGCAGACAAGCUCUGCCUCCUCUUUUCAUCAUCAUCCUUAGGCCUCUGUCAAAGAUCGCAGCAAUUUUGUUUGGAAGGACUUUCAGGAAAUGGUGGAGAGCUUUGCCGCCUGACAAGAAACAAGAUUUGAUACUCAGAUUGAAGAGAAAUAAGAUGGUGUUAUUAGCAUCUGGUAUUCUGGCUUCAACAGGAGUAGUAUGGUAUUACUCAAGUCAUCUUGAAGAAGACCCAAUUACAGGCAGGAAAAAGUUCAUUGCUUUUAGUAAUGAAUAUAUCUUGCAAUUGGCAAAGGUAGAACUUACAAUGCAAAGCGAAUUACACAAAGAUCAUUUUCUGCCAAUAACACAUCCUGCAUACAAGCGAGUAGCUAAGGUUGCCAACCAACUGCUUAAAAGCAACAUGGAGAUCCCAGAGUUACAGCAAAGAAAUUGGGUUGUGACAGUUGUUGAUGAACCAUCAGUCAACAAUGCCUUUGUGUUACCAACAGGUCACAUAUUCAUCUUCACUGGAAUCCUGAAUGUGUGCACCAAUGAUGAUCAACUGUGUGUGAUUCUUGCACAUGAAAUUUCACAUGUUCUUCUUUCUCAUAUGGAUGAGCAGAUUAGCAGCCUACACCUUGUGGAUCUCUUGAUUCUGAUACCCCUGGCAUUUAUAUGGGCUGUCUUGCCAGAUGCUGGAGCUCUGAUGGCCCAGGGGCUCUCAGAAUACUUCACGAAGGUGCUGUUCCAUUUACCAUUCAGCAGAGCACUUGAAGCUGAGGCAGACCAGGUUGGCCUCCAGCUGACAGCAAAGGCGUGUUAUGAUGUACGUGAAGCAAGUGCAUUCUGGGCUAAAAUGAGUGUGUUGGACAAGGAGUGUGAGUGGCUUUCCACACAUCCUAGUAACGAGACUCGACAGCUUGUAUUAGAUUCUCUGAUGCCUUCAGCCAUACGGCUGCGGGAUGAUUGCAAGUGUCCGCAACUGCCACUGGUGGAUCCACGCAUGCUCACAGCUGUCAAGCAGAAGAAAGCAGUUAUAUAAAAAUAAUGAAUAAGAAAUGUUUGCUAAUUUGUAGUUAUAGUGAACUGUAUUCAACAAAGAAUAAAAAUGACUACUUGUAAGGCACUGAAUGCCUUCUAGGCUUGAUACCA
This is a messenger RNA of Zootermopsis nevadensis, 1920 nucleotides long. RefSeq names its product metalloendopeptidase OMA1, mitochondrial. Gene Ontology annotation, molecular function: metalloendopeptidase activity. Gene Ontology annotation, cellular component: mitochondrial inner membrane. The record is from RefSeq and is a predicted model, not a curated record. Gene Ontology annotation, biological process: protein quality control for misfolded or incompletely synthesized proteins; mitochondrial protein processing. NCBI's taxonomy places the organism in Eukaryota, Metazoa, Arthropoda, Insecta, Blattodea, Termopsidae.